Acyrthosiphon pisum (pea aphid) is the source of this 792-nucleotide messenger RNA. RefSeq lists its product as uncharacterized. The record is from RefSeq and is a predicted model, not a curated record. The transcript has 2 exons. NCBI's taxonomy places the organism in Eukaryota, Metazoa, Arthropoda, Insecta, Hemiptera, Aphididae. Bases 202 to 792 code for a protein of 196 amino acids.
UUGUUAACAAAAGGGAAUUUGUUUGGGGAAGUGCAAUGUUUUAUGUAUUCGGUCGAAUGACAAAAACGUGGUUUACCACACAUACAUAUUUUGUUAUGGCUAAAACAGCGCAUUUCUCCAGAUAAAUUAGAUUUUAUCAUUAGUGCGGAAAUACCUGAUCCUGAAAAAGAUCCUCUCCUUUACGGUAUUAUCAAAGCCAAUAUGAUCCAUGGGCCUUGCGGUAAUUCAAACAAUAGAUCACCCUGUAUGGAGUCAGGUAGCUGUAGCAAGAAGUAUCCUAGACCUUUCAUUCAAGAAACACAGACAGGAGACGACGGGUAUCCAAAGUAUAGGCGAAGAGCUCCAGAAAAUGGUGGUUUUACUGUUGAAAUAAAUGGUAAGACACUUGAUAAUCGUUGGGUAGUACCGUAUAACCCAGUGCUUUUACGUACAUUUGGUGCUCAUAUUAAUGUAGAGUACUGUAACUCUGUAAAAUCUAUAAAAUACAUUUGUAAAUAUAUUACAAAAGGAAGUGAUCAAGCAGCAUUUGGUUUUGAAAAUGAUAAUGAUGAAGUCAAGCUUUAUGAAAGUGAUCGAUAUAUCAGCAGCUCUGAGGCUGUAUGGAGAAUUCUGGCUUUUCCUAUCCACGAGAGAUUUCCAACAGUCUUCCAUCUUUCCGUGCAUUUAGAAAAUAGCCAGCGUGUUUAUUUCAACCCUAAUGACUCCAGUCGUUUAACAGACAUGAUUAACAAUCCACCAAAAACUACUCUUUUAGCAUUUUUCGACUUAUGUAAAACAGAUGAUUUUAUUUGA